Messenger RNA from Drosophila suzukii, 1178 nucleotides. RefSeq lists its product as uncharacterized. The record is from RefSeq and is a predicted model, not a curated record. Lineage: Eukaryota; Metazoa; Arthropoda; Insecta; Diptera; Drosophilidae.
CGUUUAAUCCCAUUAUAGAUUCUUAGCUAUACUCCCUAAAUAUUACACAGAGAAAUCAAAUUACUUCAAUCCCGAAAUUAUGAACAACCGGUUCGCCCAUUUGGAUCUGGAGGCUCUGUAUGGAAUUCCCCUGCUCUGUCCAGUGGAAAAGUGCCAGUCGCAAAUGUCGCCACUUGAGAUGCUGGCCCAUCUGCUGAUGCGUCACAACCCGCAGGAUUCGAUGACAGAGGUCGAGGCAGAUGUGCCGACGCAGUACGAGGUGGAGCUGGAGAAAUUGACGCCGGGAAGGAAUCACCCAGUGGGUGUGAUAGCCUACGGGGGAUCCCCGAAGAAGGGUCGCAGCUGUGCGGUUACUGCGGAUCUGCAGAUUGUCCAUCAUCUGCCCAUUAUUCUCAUGCUGUACGUGAGUCCACCUAUGUUGAAUAUGGAACAGGCCUACAUAUUCUACAUGGUGAGCCCUGUGGCCUCUCGGCAAGUUAAUGCCCAUCUAUCGAUCCUCGAUGGAUCCCAUUCCAAAGAAACCCACGGAUUACGCUGCCUGCGGAAUGCACUGGACAGUCCUUUGAAAGACGGCGAGGAUCUGGUCUAUUGCAACAUGGACUAUCUCCUGUACACAGACAUCGAUAUCCGAGAGCUAUGCCCUUCGGGAAAAGAGCAAAGGAUCUUCGUCAAGAUCGUUCUGCAUGGUGAACCCGACAUCUUCGAAGUGAGCACCCAGCAAGGGCCGGUCGACUAAGUGACUCAUUUGACUCGAUAAACACUUAAGUGCCGCGCCGCCAAUUGACGCACACUUGAAAUUCGAGUGGCUGUCAAUAAUAUUCUUUCCUCAAAGAACUGUCAGAAAAAUCGGUUUCCCCCAUUCAUUCAGUAUUUCUGUUUUGGCUGGCUUGAAACUGGGUCACACAGAGAUAUUCGGUGUUGUGCAGACAUCAAUCACCAGGGCCAUCUAAUUAGUUAGCCACAGGCCUCUUAUUGUGGGAAAUACUAGAAUGAUUUCUUCCGACCGUGAAGAAUGAGGUUUUUAAUUAUGUGUUAAAUCUGGCUGUGCUCUUUAACAUUUCUUCUUAUUUUCUCUAAGGUUUUUUUCACUUUCGUUUCAUUGACACACUUUGCUGCAGUGGGGUGGUACCUAUUUAAUUAUAUUAUUUUAAAAGCAGCGGCCUUAAGUAUAACCAAUA